Molecule: messenger RNA, 1089 nt
Organism: Pogonomyrmex barbatus (red harvester ant)
Lineage: Eukaryota; Metazoa; Arthropoda; Insecta; Hymenoptera; Formicidae
Product: prenylated Rab acceptor protein 1
Cellular component (GO): Golgi apparatus
Source: RefSeq, a predicted model, not a curated record
CGAUAUAAGCAUUAGUUUCCUGACAAUCGGUAAUUUCGAUUCGUUUCAUCCCGAGGAAGGGUGUUUCUUCACAUUUAUAGUUAUUUCUCAAUGUAAAUACGCGUGUGUUUGUUUCGUGUUAAAAUAGAAAUUAUACGAGACACGGAAAUACACUUAAAAUAAUCGAAAAGCCUCGAACUGGAAUGAAAGAGUAGAAUACGAACAGACGGAUUUUUGAGAUCAAAGAGCGAUUUUAAAACGAACAAGUCAUUUACUUUGAGGGAUCAUGGCACACGUGGAAAUUCCGAUGGGAGAAAUGCAAAAUCUGCUGGAAAAGCAAAGUAAAUCUACAAACGGAUUUGAAUUUUUACAACUACCUCAACUACCACUUAAUCAGAUAGGCUAUCCUCAAGCUCAUGAUUGGAUUGAACAUAGAAAAGCAAAUAUUCGGCCAUGGUCAUUGUUUCUUAAUACAAACAACAUUAGACCACCACCUAAUAUAACCAGAUUAAGCAAACGGGUUGUGAAGAAUAUUGAGUAUUUCCAGAGCAAUUAUCUAUUUGUAUUUAUUGGAUUAGUGAUAUACUGUUUAAUCACCUCACCUCUGUUAUUGCUGACAGUUGUUGCUUCUCUUGGGAUAUGUUAUAAAAUAUCUCAGCGGCAUUCAAGACAGGAAUUAAUGAUAUUCAAUCAUAAAUUGACCCUAGCUCAAGUAUAUUCUUUAGUUGGAAUUUGUUCAUUGCCUGUAUUUUAUCUGGUUGGUGCACACGCUGCUGUAUUUUGGGUGCUUGGAGUUUCAUGGUUUUUAAUAACACUUCAUGCUGCCUUUUAUAACAUUGAUGCAGUAUUGUGUCCAGGAGAGGAAGAACUCAAUGCAUUAGUUAUGCAGGAAGUAUGAUCAGAAAGCUCAUUUUCUACUAAAAAAUUUUUUGGUAUCUUAAAAUAUUCGGAAUAAUGAAUUUAUUUUAUUUACUUUGUAUGCACAUAUGUUUGAAUAGUAAAUUGAAUAGAUUUAUAUAAAAACUAAUAUAUUUACACAUUACUUAAUAAGUUGACAAAUAUUACUUCUUGUAUAUAAUAUAUGUAUAAACAAAAGCUAUAUCAAUUAAA